Molecule: messenger RNA, 2763 nt
Organism: Adineta ricciae
Lineage: Eukaryota; Metazoa; Rotifera; Eurotatoria; Adinetida; Adinetidae
Source: the annotation of a GenBank genome assembly
AUGACAACGUCGAGAACUCUUCUUCAACCAGAGUGCGGUACGACAAAUCCAUUGAUCAAACUAACUGAAUUUCAUAAACAUGACAAAACACUCGUGACACAAGAUGGUUUAAUCAAUCGUUCAUCAUCAAUCAACUCAGCAAAUGUCAAUUCGAAUAUUCAUGGUGAUACUGCAGUUGAUGAAUUCGUCAAUGAAUACCACAGUUCGAGUUCUGCUGCACCGAGUACAUUUCAACUACAAGAUCUCUUGACAAGUUUAUCUUCAUGUGACAAUCAGGGAUGUGAAUGGGCUCAAGAAUUUCUGGAUCCAUAUUUCAAUUCGAAUCGAACAACAACAUCUCAAUUUCAACAGCAACUAUUCGAACACGAACAAAGUUAUCUUCCAUCAUUUUCGCCUCCUAUUCUUUACUCUCAUCCGGUCUUUCUUGAUCAACAACUGUUUCCUCCUCAGACAGAAUUUGCCAACGAUGCAGCAAGUGCUGCAAAUGUUAUUCUUUCUUUUCUCGGAGACAACCAAUUUGCAGCUAAGAUCGAAGACGAUGUAUUGCCGCCAAUCGAGAUGAAUGAGAUAAAACAAUCCAAUGCGGAGAACCUGCCUAGAGAGAACAAUCAACUACAACCCCCACGAUCGUUUUGUGAAGAGUCGAAUAGUCAUAUGAGUCAUUAUAUCGAGUACAAGUUUGAUCAACAGAAUCCAUUUUGGGAUUUGAUUGAUGCGUAUGGUGAAGGACUUAAACGCUUAGAAGUUCACGACAUUAUUAAUGCAAUUCUAUGCUUUGAAGCAGCCGUUCAAAAGAAACCUGAUCAUGUAGAUGCAUGGAUGCAACUCGGUAUAACUCAACAUACGAACGAGCAGGAUAGUCGAGCUAUUUGUGCAUUGAAAAAAUGCAUUGAACUUGAUCCGAAAAAUUUACAAGCAUAUAUAACAUUAGCAACGUGUUACACAAACGAAGUGCUAAGAAAAGAUGCACUCGACUGUCUUUAUCGAUGGUUGGAAAAUCACGAGAGAUAUUGCCAUCUUCUUUCUCAUGAUAACAAAGAGCGAAAUUCGAGAUUAACGUUCAAAAGUUUGAAAGACUUGUUUUUUCAAGCUGUUUCAUUAUCCAAUACAUCGAGCGAUAUCGAUUUCAAUCUUCAAGUAUGUCUGGGAAUCUUAUUCUAUUUGUAUGAAGAUUAUACGAAAGCAGCCGAAUGCUUCCAAGUAGCUGUGCUUUCUAAACCCAACGAUGCCCUAUUGUGGAAUAAACUAGGUGCAUCCAUAGCACACAGCGGUCGAAAUGAACAAGCGGUUGAGGCCUAUUAUCAUGCAUUGACUUCAUCACCAGGCUAUACGCGCGCACGGUAUAAUCUUGGAAUAAGCUGUUUGAAUCUUCAUGCAUAUGAACAAGCUAUCGAACAUCUUCUAAUUGCACUUAAACAACAAACUAAUGGCGUUAGCAACGAAGCAAUGUCAGAAAGUAUAUGGCACACAUUGUCUAUUGCAGUGGCUCGAUGUGGACGAGAAGAUUUGAAACAUCACGUUGAGUAUUUCACUCGACUAAAUCGAAUAAUGGCACAAGCAUCUGCAUUAACCAUUGACGACAAGCAUGAUCUGAUCGUACGAAAUCUUCAAGAAGUUCUUGGUAAUGAUCGUUUGCGGAAAAUUUUGGAAGAACGUGACCUGAAAGUCUACUGGGGAACCGCAACAACUGGCCGACCACACAUCGGUUACUUCGUACCGAUGACAAAAAUCGCUGAUUUCUUACAUGCUGGCUGCGAGGUGACAAUUCUCUUCGCUGAUCUCCAUGCUUAUCUAGAUAAUAUGAAAGCUCCGUGGGAAUUGCUUGCUCAUCGUACUGUCUACUAUGAACAUAUAAUCAAAUCAUUGUUGAAAUCCAUUGAUGUUCCGCUUGACAAAUUGAAAUUUGUCCGAGGAACAGAUUACCAAUUAUCUCGAGAAUAUACACUUGAUGUUUACCGAUUAUCAUCAGUUGUUACCGAGCAUAACGCCAAGAAAGCCGGCGCCGAGGUUGUUAAACAAGUGGAAUCACCCUUACUCAGUGGUUUGCUCUACCCAGGACUACAAGCUCUUGAUGAGGAAUAUUUAAAAGUAGAUGCACAAUUCGGUGGAGUCGAUCAACGAAAAAUUUUCACUUUCGCUGAAGAGAAUCUACCAAGUCUUGGUUAUGCCAAGCGUAUUCAUUUAAUGAAUCCAAUGGUACCCGGUUUGAAUGGUGAUAAGAUGAGUUCAAGUGUUGAAGAUAGUAAAAUCGAUUUACUCGAUACACCUGAUCAAGUUAAAAAGAAACUGAAAAAAGCAUUUUGUGAGCCAAAGAAUAUCACCAAUAAUGGUAUACUUGCUUUCUGUAAAAGCGUUGUCUUUCCCUUACUUAAAGGCAAAGAUUUCAUUGUUCAACGCGCAGAACAAUAUGGUGGACCACUCGCAUACUCAGCUUACCAACAAUUAGAAGAUGGUUUCGCUACAGAGGACGUACAUCCAGGUGAUUUAAAGAAUGCCGUAAAUAUAUACCUCAAUCAAUUGCUUGAACCCAUUCGAAAAGAUUUUGAAUCCGAAUCGAUGCAAGAAAUGAUAAAACGAGCCUAUCCGCCACCAGAACCUGUGAAACAAAAGCCCAAAAAAUCCGGCGGACAAAAAGGACAACGACCACCAGCAACAACAACUGAUGCUAACUUAGCUGAACAUGUCAAGGAAACUCUCGUUCUUGAAAAUGGUGCAAGUUCGAUGUCAACACCGGUGGGCGUAAAUCAAAACGGCCAAGUUUAA